Molecule: messenger RNA, 2205 nt
Organism: Dictyostelium discoideum AX4
Lineage: Eukaryota; Evosea; Eumycetozoa; Dictyosteliales; Dictyosteliaceae
Gene: GP138B
Product: cell surface glycoprotein gp138
Exons: 4
Coding region: 1-2205 (734 amino acids)
Cellular component (GO): plasma membrane
Source: RefSeq, a predicted model, not a curated record
AUGAAAAUAAUUUUAACAUUAUCAAUUUUUUUAAUUUGUUUUUUACAACUUGGACAAUCAGUUAUUGAUCCAUCUCAAAAUGAGGUCAUGUCAGAUUUACUAUUUAAUUUGUACGGUUAUGAUAAGAGUCUAGAUCCAUGUAACAGCAAUUCUGUUGAAUGUGAUGAUAUCAAUUCAACAAGUACCAUCAAAACUGUUAUAUCUUUAAAUUUACCUACUCCCUUACAAGAAUAUGUAAUCACUCAAGAUUUAACUCCACUCCAAAAUUUAACCUAUAUGGAAUUAUAUGAAAAAAUUUAUUUAACUUUAUCCUUUUUUAAAAAUAUAAAUAAAUUAACUCAACUUGAAACAAUAGUUACAUUAUCUUUUAAUGUAACAAUUCCAGAUGAUACAAUUUUCCCAGCAAGUUUAGAAACAUUUAGUAUUUAUAAACCAUCAGUUCCAUUAAGCAUAGCAAUUUUUGGAUCAAAUAUUAAAAACUUAUAUGUAAAUUCCCCUUUAACUGGUUACAGUAUUCCAACUUUAAUAAAUGUCAAUCCAUAUCUUGAAAACCUUCAACUCCCAGUAACUUACUAUUCAGGUUUUCCUUCAAAUAUAUCACUAGCAUUCCCAAAUUUACAAUAUUUAACCAUCUAUGUAAAUAAUGAUAUGGACCAAAAUAAUUACCACAACUUUUCCAUUUCAAACAUUGGAGUUUUUAAAAAUUUAAAAGGUUUGGAUAUUGAAUUUACUGAUAGUUAUAAUCCUCAAGAGUUUUCAAUUAAUUCAUUCUUAUCAAAUGUUCCAGUAAUUGAUAGUUUAUAUAUUUAUGGUCAAGGUGUAACCAUUGACCCAUCAGUUGGUAUUAUUGAUCUUUCAUACGUUAAGUCUAAAAAAUUUUUAAGCAUUAAUAUCCAAGAAAGUUCAUUAUUAAACAAUUGUAAAGGUAAAAGUUUUAAAUCACCAAAAAAAGCUUAUUUCCGUUCUAAUUAUAAUACAUUUUCAUAUGCAUGUAUUGAUUUUUCAAAUCUUGCUUAUUUUUAUGAUUAUUAUAAUGAAUAUGAACAAUAUUUACCAAAUAUUGAUAAUGCUCCAUUACUCAAUGAAAUUUACAUAUCCGAAUCUGUUGUUGUCGGUGAUAUUCCUGAAUCAUAUUGUAGAAUAAAUUAUUUGGGUUUAAACUAUAACCAACUCAAUGGAACAGCACCAUCAUGUAUUCUAUGUCUUGGUGGUAACAGAGGUGGUGACAUAGUAUUACCAAAUCCAUUAUUAAAUUUCAAUAAAACUUCUGAACCAUAUUGCCCAACUUUCAAAAUCGAUCAAAAUUAUACAAAUUUAGUAGCAACUGAUGGAAUUGGAAAAUUAAUAAUUACUGGUACUAAUUUAGGUUGGUAUGGAAAUGAUAUAACACCAAUUACCGCAAAUUCAAAAUUAGCCAUUACCAUUCCAAAGGGUGUUGGUACAAAUAAGAGUAUUACUGUUACUUUCCAAAAUGGUGAACAAAGAACAUUUAAUUAUAGUUACGUUCCUCCUUUCAUUAAAUCUUAUGGUUUUUUGGAAUUAGACAGUAAUAAAUAUUUGACAAUAAAUGGUACUGGUUUCGAUUUUGAGAACCCUAAUAUCAUCACUAUUAAUGGUCAACAAAUUACAUUUUCUAUUGCAUUGGGAGGAGGUGAUAAUGAUGGUUUGAUAGCAUUGCCUAUUGAUGAAUUACCAAAUUUUGAUAGUGAGACUAAAUUUACAGUAUCUACACUUGUAGGAGGUCAAAGUUCAAAUGAAGUUACAUUUUAUUAUUUCAACUCAAUCAAUAUUACUGAAGAGAAAUUAGUUUUAAAUAAUACAGGUGGUUCAGUAGAUAUUAAUGGUUCAUUUGGUACAAAUAAUAUAUCAUUAGUUUCAAUCUCAAUCAAUGGUACCAAUUGUUUAGUUACAUCAUACACAAACUCAAAAUUAACAAUUCAAUAUCCAUCGAAACAAGUUGGUGAUAAUUAUGUUUUAACUUUGAAUGUUGGUGGUUAUGCAGUUAAUCUUGUUGUUGAAUACAUUGAAGGCGGUGAAACUCCAACACCAUCAACAACACCAUCAACAACACCAUCAACAACACCAUCAACAACUCCAAGUUCAACACCAACUCAAUCACCUGGUGAUGAUGGAUCAACAUCUUCAACAUUAUCAAUUUCAUUUUAUUUAAUUACUUUGUUAUUAUUAACACAACAAUUUAUUUAA